Molecule: messenger RNA, 1836 nt
Organism: Orbilia oligospora ATCC 24927
Lineage: Eukaryota; Fungi; Ascomycota; Orbiliomycetes; Orbiliales; Orbiliaceae
Exons: 6
Coding region: 1-1836 (611 amino acids)
Biological process (GO): regulation of transcription by RNA polymerase II
Cellular component (GO): Set3 complex
Molecular function (GO): protein binding; transcription corepressor activity
Source: RefSeq, a predicted model, not a curated record
AUGUCGGCUCCACUGACCUCUGAGCAGGUCAACUAUUUAGUAUGGCGCUAUCUGCAGGAAUCAGGUUUUGAAAAAUCCACAUUCUCCUUUCAAGAUGACUGCAGGGCACAGCACCUCGAAGGGAAAUUCAAAAACUGGGUCAAGCCCGGUGCUUUAAUAAAUAUAAUCCAGAAAGGCCUCCAGUACCUGGCAUUGGAGGCAUCUAUAUACGAAAAUGGGACUAUAGGGACGACAAAAGUCUUUUCAUACUUCGGGCCGCCGAAUGGUCAAGAAGAGCCUACAGCUGCACCGCCGUCGACAGACGUACCAAUGGAAGAUGCGGCCAACGAUAUAGAGAUGACGAAUUCACUACCCAUACCGGCGCAACCACACGAGGAAUCGAACGGAGUAUCCAUAGAAGUGGAAGCGCAAAAGGCAGAGCUGUUACGCGAGCCACCUCAAACAAAUGGAACCGUCACCCCUAUUAAACGUAGCCACGAUCUCGCUACAACAACGGCCCCCGAAGUGAAUGGCAUACACAGUCAACGAACUAAGAGAGCGAAGACUGCUGCUGCUGUUGGCGAGGACGCCAUGAUAAUUGAUGGAAUCAGUCUACCCGACACUACAUCCGAAGAGGUUAGGGCGACUAUCGGGAGUAGUAUAGGUGUCCAGGCAGACGAGUACAUUCAGUUAGACCGCGAAUCAACAGGUGUCUAUCACCUUUCGCCAUCGGAUACAUCCUUAGACUCCGCUGCGAGGAAUUGCAAAUUCAGUCCCUCCAAUAAGAAUAGUCUAGCCGUGUCACUGGAUACAUGUCAUAUGUUCAACCUCGGCGACGAGUUAUUCACGCCUAACCAGAACGUGCAGGAUCUGGUAUUAUUUCAACAGUUUGGGGAAGAGAUGUCAACAAUCGCUUGGAGUGAUAACGGCGAACAUCUAGCAACAGCAUCUUGGGAUGGUUUGAUUAAGAUCUGGGACGAUAAGGGCCGCCUACGACAAUCGCUUAAGAUGCACCGUGCGCCGAUACUGAGCCUAAAAUUUCACCCAGCAAAGUACAACCUACUUCUCAGCGUUGAUGGGCAUAGUAAAGUGAAUGUAUGGGACGUCACAACAGGAAAGCUAAAGAAGCAAUGCGAGCUCUCGGUUGAAAACAGCGUAAACGAAAAGACAACGCCCUAUGACGCAGAUUGGGUAAACGACAAUACCAUUGUUGCUGUUGGAGGUAACGGCGCAGUCGAAAAAUUUGACUUAUCCAUGCCCUUAGAAAAUGGGCCACAUUUGGAUUCGAUUGUGAGGUAUGAAGGGCACGAUGCGCACAAGAAUGUUAGUUCAGUCAUUUGGAGUAGUGGCCACGAUAUGUUUGCGACAGGAGGUGAAGAUGGGAAAAUAAUGCUAUGGAAGCCGUCUCAGUUCAAACCAGUAGGCAUCCUCGAAGGUCAUCAAGAUGAAAUAAGUUUUCUUCAACUUUCCCACGGCAGCAAUUCCUCGGAGUCGCUUCUCGCGUCGUCGUCCGCAGACGGUAGCGUUAGGAUCUGGAAUAUCGAAAGCAGGAUAUGUUUGCAUGUUCUUUACAUGCAGUCUCCAGUCGACGUUCUUUCUUUUACAGCCGAUGGCAAAUAUUUGGCGGCGGGAGCCCAAAACCUUAUAGUUAUGAUCUGGCUCACAGAAACGGGGCGAUUGGUCGGAAUGUAUGAUGCAAAACCUGGGGAGGAUGUAUUAUCCGUGCAAAGCACCAUGGAGGAUUUGAGCUGGGAUAAAGAGGGCAGUAGAUUGGCCGUCGCAGUCAGAGAUCAGAAGUGUGCAAUAAUCGAUUGGAAAACAUUACUAAAUGACGCCGCUACCAAAAGACUACGGUAG